This is a messenger RNA of Gymnodraco acuticeps, 2089 nucleotides long. Its product is annotated as lysine-specific demethylase 5C-like. The record is from RefSeq and is a predicted model, not a curated record. Lineage: Eukaryota; Metazoa; Chordata; Actinopteri; Perciformes; Bathydraconidae.
GUGUGUGUCUCGUCUCCAGGUGAUGGCGUUCAAAGAGGGCGAGCAGCAGGAGAAGGAGGUGCUGCUGAGGCUACAGAAAGGGAACAUGUGUAAAUCUGGACUAAACUCGGCGGGGGGGAGCAACAGCAGCAGCGGCUCGGAGGAGAAGGAGAACGGGAGGUGGGACAUGGACAACGCCAUGGAGACGGACACAUCCAGCCACUCGGAGAACUCUUUAUCAGAGAACGGGAACCACACACACACUCCUCAGGCGGUGUGUGUGUGCUCCGCUCAGCCUCGGGCUCCUCAGCUGCGAUGCCACCUCUGUAAGGACUGGUUCCACGGGGGCUGCGUCUCCUUCCCCUCCCUGUUCCCCUCCUCCGGGCCCCAGGAGAGCGCCCUCUGCUGGUGGGACUGGGACUCGCGCUUCUUGUGUCCGCGGUGCCAGAGGUCGCGGCGGCCCCGUCUGGAGACCAUCCUGGCGCUGCUGGUGGCGCUACAGAGGCUGCCGGUGCGCCUGCCGGAGGGAGAGGCCCUGCAGUGCCUCACCGAGAGGACCAUCACCUGGCAGGGCCGCGCUAAAGAGGCCCUGGAGACCCCUGAGCUGCAGGGGGCCCUUCAGAGGCUGCAGGAACUCAAAGAGACUCUGCGUCAGGAGGCAGAGAGGGACAACAGAGAGCAGGAGAAGGUGAGGAGCUCUGUGAUCGUUUUAUCAGACUCUGAGGGAGGCGAGGGAGAGGAGGGAGUCAUCGAUCUGACCGACGAGAACUCACCCAAGAAGAAAAGCAAGGACAGCAACGGUGUUCCGGCUGGAUGUGAAAAUGGCAUCAACAACAAAUCAAAUGUUACAGGUGUGGGCUCUCUGCUGGCCCUGCUGCCCCUGCUGAAGGGGGGGGUGGUGGAGCUGCUCCCUUCCUCCAGAGAGCAGCUGGAGGAUCUGCAGCUGGAGGGAGACCUGCUGGAGGUUUCUCUGGAUCAGAGCCUCACCAUCCACAGGGUCCUGCAGGCCGCCUCCAGCCCCCCCACAGACACACUGCGCACGCUCAUACAGAUUGAGCUGGAGGAGCAGAGGCGAUCGAGCCGAGGCCGAGCGAAGGACUCGAAGAGGAAGAGGAAGAGUCACAGAGGAGGAAGUGGAGAAGGAGCCGGGGGGCGGUCACUGGAUUCUUCAGAGUCAAAGAAAACCUGCCCCCUCAAACACAGCCCCCCCACUCAGUUACCUGUCCACACCAAACCAGAGAUUUUGUGAUAAAGUCACGGCUGGAGCUCUGUUUAAAGGAUCGUCGGAGGAAUUGUCAGAAAGAUGCCGGACAUCCCCCCCCCCCCCCCCUCUCAACCCCCCCCCCCCCCCCCCCCCCCCCCCACACCCUACACCCCGUCUCAUCCCUCACCCAGACACUAACAGAGCCACGACUUAUUCUACACUCCACCGCCAUAUCUCCCCCCAAAACGUUACUCCCUGGACCCAUGUAAGACUGAGGGGGGGGUCUCAGAGGUCGGUCAGUAUGCUUCGUUAUCCCAGCCGUAUUAAAAGUUAGUUCAUCAUGACGUCGGAUGAGCUAUUUAGCCCGCGUUGUGAGUUUGGACCCCGCAGCCAAGGAGUUUUCCUGCUGAUCCUUAAAGUCAACAGCACCGUGGUUACACUUGUAUUUUUUUAGCUGUAUUGAAUCUUGUGUUUGAUGCUGUUUUUGAGGGGACAUGCUUUUUUUUUUGAAUAAACUGAGAACAUUUUGGGAAGUGUUAAAAACAGGCAUUAGUGUUUUUGGUGCUACUUUCCCAGAAUUAAUAUCUGUACCUCUUGGCUGUCUCCUCCUUUCCUUUCCCCCCCCUUUUUUUUUUUAAGCGCCCAUCCUUUUGACUCCAUAUUUUAUUCCUUAUCAAUUCCCCCCCCCCUCGUUCUUUAUCUCUCUUUGAACAUUAAGGUAACUUCACUGUAACUCACUUUGUCACAAUUAAUUUUGUUUCCUGGUUUCAAAUAUUAUUAUUAUUAUUAUUAUUGAUAUUUCAGACACGCAGUCAUCGUGAGUUUGUGUAUAAACUUUUCAUUUAAAUGUUGCCUUUGUUUCUUUUCACUCUUGUUAGAAAAAUAAAGGUUUAGAAUUGUUUAGGA